AUGAUGGUUUUAACAUCAAAUUAUACCUUAACGCUACCACCUACUUUAAUAUCAUCAAACAAUCAAAAUAUAAUUUUUUGUUUUCUUUGUGGACAACAUUUUAAAACUCCAGGUGGUCUAGCACGACAUAACACUAUUAUUAAAAAAUACAACCAGUCUUCUAAAAUUGUGCGAAUUCCAAAAAAGGUGUUAAAAGAAUUUAAACAAACCUUAGUUUUUCUUAUUCACCAAAAACUCUCUAAUAAUUUUAAUCAUAUGGGACAUCAAAGUUUUCAUGUUCUUUGUUCAAAAAGUUUAUUUUUUGAAAUAUUUCGAGGCCACAUUCAUUAUUCCAAGGCUAAUGUAUAUAAAUGCAUUUUUCGAGGACAAAACAUGUAUCAAACUUUAGCUCAAGUUUUUGACUCUAAUGAAUAG
Messenger RNA from Cetraspora pellucida, 414 nucleotides. The record is from the annotation of a GenBank genome assembly. Lineage: Eukaryota; Fungi; Glomeromycota; Glomeromycetes; Diversisporales; Gigasporaceae.